AUGAGGAGGAGGAGGGAGCGCCUGAAUGACAGCAACUGCUGGAAACCGAGCCAUGUGUGCUCCAGCGGGCAAGGCGGGGCCAGCCGCGUAAAGGCAGCAGCUCCGGGCCAGCUCUUGCCUUCCUCCCCUUGGCUGGUUGCGGUGUCAAUCUUAGCGCUGAGAUUCGCGCAGCGGCUCCGUCCUGUGGGUUUUCGCUUCUCAGGAAAAGAAAAAGAAGUGCUCCCUCCAGCGGAAGUCUGCAAAUCCUCCUGCGUUUUGCAAUGCCUGGUUGUGAUUUGAGAAGCAUGCAAAAUGCGCGUGUUUCCAGCUGCAUCCUGCAACCCAGCUACAAGAUAAAGGGUGAUAGCAGGGCGCUUUCAGCACCAAGAGUUAUGCAGCCCAACCCUAUGCAUGGCCGUGAGUUCACAGGGUUGUAUUAUUGGAAGGGGUACCGUGGGUCAUCUAGUCCAACCCGCUGCGCUGCAGGAAUCUCAGCUAAAGCAUCCAUGGCAGGUGGUCAUCCAACCUCUGCUUUAAUAUCUCCAGUGAAGGAGAGUUCACCACCUCUCCUGGGAGUCAGUUCCACUGUUGAACAGUUCUUACUGUAACACCCCCCCACCACCAAAAGGGUUUCUGGCACUGCCUCCUGCAGUAAAGCCAAUUGAGGAGAUGAUGGGUGGAAAAGGUAUUCAGUUUGAGAGAUGCAUCAAUCUAGACACAGGGUGAAUAAGAUCACAAAGGCUGUGUACCUCACGUUGGUGGAAGCAGAUACUUAUACAUAUUGCAAAAAUGCCUGAGCUCACGCCCAAUGCCUAUAAAGGUAAAGGUAAAGGGACCCCUGACCAUUAGGUCCAGUCGUGGCCGACUCUGGGGUUGCGGCGCUCAUCUCGCUUUAUUGGCCGAGGGAGCCGGCGUACAGCUUCCGGGUCAUGUGGCCAGCAUGACUAAGCCGCUUCUGGCGAACCAGAGCAGCACACAGAAACGCCAUUUACCUUCCUGCCGGAGUGGUACCUAUUUAUCUACUUGCACUUUGACAUGCUUUCGAACUGCUAGGUUGGCAGGAGCAGGGACCGAGCAACGGGAGCUCACCCCGUCGCGGGGAUUCAAACCGCCAACCUUCUGGUUGGCAAGUCCUAGACUCUGUGGUUUAACCCACAGUGCCACCCGCGUCCCUAAAAGCUUACUAAGUGGCUAAAGUUCUGCACAGACAAGCGCAUGCUAAGCUCUGAUCUUCUCGCCACUUGUGGGGGCUCUCAUGUUUGUUCCGUGCUUGCAUUAGCAGUUUCAUAUAUGGUUUUGGAAAGCCACCUAGCUUCCUGUCAUGCUCUGUUGUUACAGUACCUAUGUACUUUCCAAACCCUAAAAGGUCACAUUUCCUGUAAUUUGCUAAACUGGUAGAUUCUUAUCUCUAUUACCGUAGCAGUCUGCAAAUUCAUGUAAGCAUAGCAAGGCUUCUGCUAUACCAUGGUGGGGGGGGCAGUUAACGUUUCAUGUUAGAAACAUCCUGGAGAUAAUGAUUGUCCACUCGUCCACCUAGCCCUGUAUCCCUUGUGGGUUGGCUACCAUUGCCGUCAGAAAGUUCUUCCUGAUCUUUAGCUGGCAUCUCAUGUCUUUCAAGUUGGGUCUUCUGUUGAUGUAAUCUAGAAUAGCAUUAGUUUUUUUUAAUUUUGCUUUUUUUGGGGGGGGGUGCAUCACACUGUUGUCCCAUGUUAAGCUUGUGGUCUACUAAGAACCACAUUUACUACUGGCAGGCCAGAGUGUCGCCCAUUUUAUAUUUGUGCAGCUGCUUAUUCCUGCCUAAGUGUGGGACCUUACAUUUGAUAAUUAUUGCUAAUUAUUUUAUAUAUAUUUUAUUUUAUAUUAUUUUAUUUUAUAUUAUAUUUUAUUUUAUAUUAUAUUAAUUAUUUUAUAUUUUGGAAGCUGUGGCUGGAUGGUUACGCGGAAGCCGGUUGAAGUUAAAUCCUUCGAAGACAGAGGUCCUCUGGCUGGGACGGGACGAUAUGGGAUUGGGGGGGCAACUCCCAUCUCUUGCGGGGGUGCAAUUAGUGCCAGCACCGUCCGUUAAGAGUUUGGGUGUAAUCUUCGAUACCUCCCUCUCUAUGGAGGCGCAGAUUACAGCUAUAACAAGGCGGCAUUUUCAUCUCCGCCAAGAAGCUAAGCAGUUAGCCCCUUAUCUCUCUCGCCCUGACCUAGCCACUGUGAUCCAUCACGGCUGGUCACCUCAGACUGGAUUAUUGCCUUUCGCUCAUUAGGGCUGCCCUUAAGGACAGCCCAGAAACUCCAGCGGGUGCAGGAUGUGUGAGACUCCUUAUGGUCUCUUCGCUGCGGAUCCAUUCAUCCCGGUACUAUACACAGCUGCACUGGCUCCGGUGGAGUACAGGAUCCAGGUUUAAGGUGCUGGUUUUGGCAACAAGCCCUAUACGGCCUAGGACCUCGCUUUGCCUACGGACCACCUCUCCCUAGUAUGCCCACAGAGAACCUGCGGUCUGCAAAUAAAAACAUCCCUGAAGGUCCCAGGCCUCAGGAGAGUUAGGCUGGCCUCAGCUAGAGCCAGGGCUUUCGGCUGCGGCUCCAAUCUGGUGGAACGGCUCUGUCACAAGUAAAUAUGCCUAGAUCCUGCUUCAGGCUGUAACCCUAACGGCUGUUAAAUUAAAUGAGACUUGCACCAUGAUCCUAUGCAUUUCCUCAGAAAUCAAAACAAUGGGAUUGAGUGAUAAGCGUUUAUUGAACAGUAGCCUUGCAACACAGGGGUUUGCACGUUUAAUCGGAAGAUUCCACUUCUUAAUGAGACUUAACCCCAAAUUAGUGACCAUAUUAAGACCUUAACGCUUUUGGGAAUGCAACUUAAACACUCAGUCAGCCAUAACUCACUUGAAAGGGACGUUUAAGGCAACGGUUGUGUAGAUGCCACGAGGAAUUUGAGAACCAAGAGAUCGCAUUAUUUACACUGAUUGUAGCAGAUCUUAUUUACAAAACCCUUUGAGCAGCCUCGUGAAGGAGCCAUCGAAGGAGGAGGAAGCUUUUAAUGUUUAUAGCACACCUUUAAGGGGCUCUCUUGACGCUGGGUGAUGGCGACAGAAAAGGCAAAAAGAUCCGAGAUCCCCGUCUAAUCUGCGGGGAUUACAUGCUCUAUUUGCGGCAUUGCCAGUCGCUACCAUUUAUCAGACGAAGAUUUGACCUUAGCUAGAGAGUAAGCGGCUACGGCCGCCUAGCUUGCCUGCCGGCGCAUCCAAGAUUAGCCGAGGAGUCUGCUGGCAGCCUGAGGGGACACCUUGGCAAGCGCCUCUAAAACGGCGGCCCCCGAGGCAAAGCGAGCGAGCUCAAGGCUUCCACCUGCUGCAUUGGAAAGGGAACUAUUACACAUGCCCACGCGGAGACGGAAGCAGCCUCUUUCCCCUCCUCUCCCCAAUCCCGCCCUUCCCGUGGUUACGCAAACACAAGGCCGGGCGGGAGAAGCCUGGCUUGGUGGACAGCGCGAGGCGAGAAGCGCUCUCCGAAGGGGCCUCCAAGCGCCGGAGCGCUAGCGACGCCUUCUGCCCGCCCGGCCUGCGGUGAGUACCCGAGCCUUGCUUGCCCCAGGCUGCUCGCCGCCUCUGCAGGGAGGUGGGUGUCGGCGGAGCCGCUGCUGCAGAGCGCCGACCCGCCGCCCUCCGACGCCUCGCCGCGGGCUGUGUAACCACAACAAAGCGGGAAGGUGGCGGGCGUGUGCCGGCGUUUCCUCCGACGUAUCGGAGGAGCAUUGGCCGUAGUGGCAGGGAGGGGGGGGGUCUGGCUUUUUCCAAUCGAGGAGAGGAAGGGGUUUGCCCUCCGUCCGACCCCGCCUGCAUGCAACCAAUUUUCUGCGCGUGGCUAGCCUAUAUGCAGCCUCCUUCGCCUUUUCGAGGAGCUCCUUAGUUAAUCCUCCGUGCAAUGUCGCUGCAAUAAUUAUCAUUAGGCUUCGGCUUGACGGGCGGGCGGGCUUUUGUCGCCAGCAAAGGUCGUUGCGGGAGGGGGGCAAGUUGCGCGCGAUUAUAGUCGCUCCCAUUGCGCCCUGACGCAUCGCGGUCACGACUCAGGAGGGAGGAAACCGCGCUCUUGACAGAUGUCUUCCUAGGCAGCCGGAGCCUGUUUGGCUGUGACUGGGGAGGGCACGUGGUGUUUGAGAUCUACCCCGAAUGGGGAAUGCUUAUGCCUUUUAGAAGAGUGAGCCUGAUGCCAUCUUCCAGUGUUAAACUUCGCUUUGUGCAGGCAAAGGAGCGGUGGGCUUCCUGCAUUUUGGGGUGGACCUGAUCUAGAUAGGUAGCAGAAUGCUCAGAGCUGGAUAGGUUGGGCUGUACUGCUUCAGAUGCAAGUGAUCGUGGGGAGGAAGUCUGUUUUGAAUCCUUCAUAAUGUUAAACAUACACAUGCCUCCCUGCAAGUUGAAGUGAGGGAGGGAAGCACAUAGGAGACAAUGAUUCUAGCCCAGCUUCUCUUUACUGUGCUAGCUUUCUACAUGUAGGGAGAUUUUAUUUUAUUUUUUAAAUUAAAAAGCAAUGCAUCCACCUCACCAACAGUCUGAAGUGGUAUAGAUCAUUCUACCACCUUCUUCAUUUUUCUUUGCCAUGGGCCAGGGAGUCCAGAUCAAAUAAAGCGGUAUCCAGGCAGGCUGGAGCCUGCUUCCUUUUGUUUACCUCAAUACAUAGAUACCUGCAGUGGUAAGAUAAGAGAGUGGCAGAGCUUUACAGCAUCUGUUAAUAUGGAUCCUUUCUUUCUGUAAAGCAGGAUUAGACAACCUGUGAGGGAUGCGGGUGGCGCUGUGGGUUAAACCACAGAGCCUAGGAUUUGCUGAUCAGAAGGUUGGCGGUUCAAAUCCCCGUGGCGGGGUGAGCUCCCAUUGCUUGGUCCCUUCUCCUGCCAACCUAGCAGUUCAAAAGCACAUCAAAGUGCAAGUAGAUAAAUAGGUACCGCUCCAGUAGGAAGGUAAACGGUGUUUCCGUGCGCUGCUCUGGUUCGCCAGAAGUGGCUUAGUCAUGCUGGCCACAUGACCCGGAAGCUGUACACCGGCUCCCUCAGCCAAUAAAGCGAGAUGAGCACCGCAACCCCAGAGUCGGUCACGACUGGACCUAAUGGUCAGGGGUCCCUUUACCUUUACCUAGCCUUUCAUAUUGUUACAAAAACCGGGUGCCUGCCCCUCCCACUGCCGAGCAGUGGGAAGUUUGUGUCUUAAUCCAUAUCCCAAUUAAUCAAAAUCCUAACAUUUAUUCAUUCCUAAGGUUUAGGAGGAAUACCCCUUAGUCUAUAACAAUAUACCGUAUUUACUCAAAUCUAAUACUCACCAAUUUUGGCCAAAUUAUGUUGUGAAAAUUGAGGUGCGCAUUAGAUUUGAUGGCGCAUUAGACUCGAGUAAAUACGAUAUUUGUUGGACUCCACCACCCAUCAGCCCCAUCCACCAUUGCCAGUGGUCAGGGGUGAUGGGAACAAUAACAUUGGGAGCACAGGUACCCCACUCCCACUGUAAAACAUACUUCCCAUGACUAGAAUAGUCCGGAUCAGUGUUGCAUGCCUGCCAGCGUGCUUGCCUUCUGCGUACACACAGUCGGCAUCACAUGCAUCUGUGAAAUGUUCUCUGCAUCCUCCCUCGCUUUCAACAAUGAUACUCAGGAAGCAACGGUGGCAAUUAUCAGACAUUUUAAAAAUUGUAUUUUUCUAUGUUGCAUUUCCUUGAGCUUCCUAUGGAAGCAUUUUAGUGGCUUUCUAUGUGAGACUUUGCCAGGAGCUGUCAAUUCAGCAUGGUAAGGUUUUGUGCACCUUUAGAUUAUAUGAAAAUGUUAAGCUCAGAACAGAAACAAGCAAUUCCAUGCAAUAUCAAAUUUCCUUAUGAAAUGGUGGGAAAAGAAGCAACAAAAUCCCCUCUAGGAUCAUUAUUGUCUUUUUAAAAAAGAUAAAUGAUUAACAUUCUGCAUAGACUUAAAGUUGGGCAGAGAUACAGGGAUGCAAACUUAAGCAGCUCUAUAAGACCUCUAGCUCCACCUACGUUUCAUAUCCAAUCCUUCUUCUUUAACUUUCCGCAUGCUGGCAGAAUCCCACCACUCCAAAUGGUUAGGUCACAUUGAAAGCGAAAUCAGAACCUGUGGCCUGUCACUUGAGUUGCUGCUUAUGCUCCCACAAUUGGAAGCAUUCUAGACAAUCAAGCGCAGAAUCCUGGAGAUUGAAUUCCAAACCCUUAGUUGCACAGCCAAUAAACCCUGUUCCCCAUUGGGGUUGGGAAUUCCACCCUCUUUGGCCAGGACAUUUCAUAUUUACACCAGCUUUAUGAUCCCCACCUACUCAGAGCUCUUUCCCUCGCAAGAUUUAAUGUCUUAUCAUCUGCAGUUUUGCAAGGUAGAUUUUUGAAAAUCCCAUACUCUGAUACUGCCCUUGUGGCACAAAACAGGUUGAAUGCAUCACACACGUUUUGUUUUAUUGGCCAUUUUAUGCAAAAAUAUAUGAUAAGUAUUUGGCCCCCUUAUUGAAGGAGGGGAUUUAUCACACUGGCUCUUCCAGGGUUUUCUAUCUGCUGAACAAUUGUAGUAAUGAUGUUGUGGAGUAUGUGGCAAAAUGUUUGAGUGACGCCAUGAAAUUACAUCACCAUAGGUCCUAAGAGCCAUUUUCAUACCUCACAAUGUUUGGACAGCUUUAUCCUAAAGUAUCUCCUACUAUGUUUUGUUAACUGUAUUGUGUUCUGAUCCAUGUAUAGAAUGCACUUUUUCUAUGCCAAUAAAGGAGAUUGACUGAUUGACUUGUAGUUGUAGAGUGGGUUUUGAACCUAUAUUUUUUUUAAUUUCUCAGUUAGUAAUUCUGGUGUUCCAUUUGCAGGAACCGCAUUUCAGCACCUUUUUUUGGAUCAUGGACCGUAUGUAUGAAGAUGUGUCAGACUGUGAAGUGGAUCACUCUUUCUUCGAUAGUGACUUUGAAGAAGAUGCGGCGAGGAAAGGAGCAACAACAAAAACAGAUGAGAAGGCAAAUGGUGGGCACACACAAACGGAAGAUACAGUUACAGGCAAACCUGGCUUGAACAUGGAAACCAAAGUGGUGGAGGAUAACUGUACUGAGGAAGAAGACAAAGCAAAUAAAGAUACAGAAACUCAGGAGGGGGAGGAAUUAAACAAUGGUGCUUGUGAUCCUGAAAAUGCUGUGUUGUCGUUAGCUUCUCUAAAUUCAGAAAAGGCAAGUACAUCUGGUAGAAUUUCAGCACAAGGUAAAGGAACGCAUGGAAAAAAUAUUUCCUCUCAAGUUGACCAAAUAGUUAAAGCAUCUGAGGAAAACUACUAUACAGAUGAAGAAGACAGUAGCGAUGACAGCAGAAACCAGAGGGUUAGACUUAAGUUGUCUAAGCAGUCUAAUAGUGCAAAGGUUAGCAAGAAUAUUGCAGUCAGUUCCUCCUCGUCUUCCUCCUCCUCACAUUGCCUAUCCUGUAGUUCUGAUACAGACUGCUCAGAUUCAGAUGGUUGCUUGUCAGACUCAUCCUGCUCUUCUUCAAAAAAGAAAAGCAAAUGUAACUUGGCGCUUCUUUCUCUGAGAGAAAAACCCAGCCCAGGAAUUAAAUCGGUGGAAGUAAAACCUAAGCUCGGUGACUAUGCAGAAGAGUCUGAAGAUACUGUGACUGAUGUGACUCCUCUGUCAACUCCAGACAUCAGUCCCAUCCAGUCUUUUGAACUUGCAGCAUCUAAUGAUAAGAAACUAAAGGUUAAAAGACAAGAAAAUGUGAGCCAGGAGUUAUAUGGUAAGCAUGAGGUGCAAAAAGCUUUACACUUUUGAGGAGAACAAUUACAAGCCCUGACUGAAUUUCUGUUUCUCCUUAGAACCCGACUUGGAUCACAAAUGUCAUCAAAAGGUCCUGCAGGAGGCUGUGGACUUGAAUCAUCUUUUGAAAGGUGACAUUUUCUUAACUUUAAAAAUAUGGGAUUUGCUCUCAAAAUAAUAACAUUCUGAUAUAAUAUGUGUGUCUCUGCUGUUCUUUCAGAUCUGGAUAAACAUUUUCAGUUUUUCCCUUGAGUUCUAUGGAACAGCAAUUGUUAACAAAAAUAUUUGUUUGGUAAAGUUAUUAUUUAGAUAGACUGCACUCUAUACACGAUAAAUGUCUUUUCAAUUUAUUUCUGUUUAUUACAUUUAUAUUGUGCCUUCUCUCCAAUGAACUCAAGGAAGGACACAGAGUUUUCCCUGUCCAUUUUAUACUUCCAUCAACGCAUAUAAGUUGCUAUGGAGGUUAGGCUGAUAAAUAAUUACAGGACCAAGGUUUCCCCACGGUGCUUAGUGAUUGAGUGGGUGUUUGAAUCUGGGUCUGCCUGGCCCAUCUGUGCAACAAGCUCAAAAGGUCACCAUUGAUUCCACUGGAUAUAUUUUUGAAUUCAGAGUAGUAGUAAAAAUCUGCAUGGCCAUAGUAGCAUAAAUGACAACAUAUAACCUCUGAAGCAGACUCUUGAUUCUAUGUAUGUAUGUGUUUAAAUAGUACAUUGCUAGCUAAGGUUUGUAGUUGAAAAGAGAACCUGAAAUUUGCAGCCAAAUUCUGUGGACGGCUUAGAAACUAAAGAGGCAGUCAAUGGAAGACACUUUUUUUUUCCAGCAGAGCUGCUACGGCCCAGCCAAAAAAAUCACAUUCAAGGGGGACUGGGGAAACUUGGUUAUCUCCUGAAAGAUAAACCGGGUGUGGUGAUCUUAGUUUACCAAGGCCCUCCCAACCCAAUUUUCCUUCUACUCACUUUCGCCCCACAGCAACAACCAGAUCUCAUGGUUCAUCAUAACAAUGGACACUCAAUGUAUAUUUAUAGUAAAAUAAGUUAUUAUUUUCAAGUGGCAGUUUUCAGAUGUUAGGAUGCUUGUAGCUUAUACAUGUCAACCUUUUCUCUCCUAGCAGAGGUUCAUUGUUGUAUAAAUUACUGAGAGGCAAUAAUCAGUGAUGACUCAAUGCUAUGUAUUUAAUUAAGGUGGCUUUACUUGUUAUUAUGAGGUGAUCAUUACAAUUAUCAAAUUAAUAAUGAAACAGGAAUUCAGCCUAUGCUUGUCUAUUAGUUUGUGGUUCUGGUAAACACAUCCAAACACCUUUCCAUGUAAAAAAGGAAAAGAAAGCAUCAAUUACCUUGUAGCCUAAAGCAUCAAUGCUCUAUUGGACUCAAACUCUCUCAACCCAUACAGAGCCUUCAAGACUUUUAUCUCCCUGUCUUAAAUUUGCCAAAGUAUUGCACCCAUGGUAGCAACUAUUUUGAAAAUCAACUAGAGGUAUUGUUUUAGAGGGCAAACCGUGAAUAUGGGAAAACUCCAGGACUCUGUAAAACUUCCCUUCUUUACUGCAAUAGAAGUUUAGUAGUUGUACUCCUUGGGAAGACGUGAUCAAAAGUCUAGAUGCUGCCUAAGAACUGUUUGAACACAAUGUACUAAAUUCACUGGUAUGAAGUAGAGGAAAUGUGUGCUGAUCUCCUCCUGCAGGGCAGAAAUUGAUAAUCCAAGCAUAUAAAAUUGUCAUGUGUAUGAAACUCUGCUGUUCAGAAGUGUCCUCAGUUGCACAUAAGUUCACACAUGCCUUUCCUCUGCAGGAACCAUCCAGGUGUCAGUCUUGGGGAAAUAGUAUCUGAUAUUAGCAACACAAAAUUACGUACUUCAGUCGUAAACUGAAUGUUACAUUUUUCAGGCACUUUUGAAAGAGGGUGAUAAAUCAAAAGAGCGAGGGGAGGGUAUUCCAAUUAAUUCUUGAAAAUAUAUGAUAUAUAAAAAGAAACUCAACAUCACCAAAAAAAUAAAUAUGGAUUAUUAACCGUUUAAGUUACUUUGAUGUAGAAUGGGAGCACACAUUAGCUUAAUCAUGGUUUUUGAAUGUUUAAAGAUAUUUUAUCAGAUCAAGACUGAAAAGAUCUCAGAUCAUCAUUGCUUUAAAAUGUGAUGCUAGAACACUAUUCAUAUCCUUUGGUAAUGAUAAAUACUUAUUCAUCCUCUUGCACUUGAAUUCUGGAUAGACUUAUUUUCAAGGUAAAAUUUCUUCUGUUCUUGCAUCACUGGUAAUUUGGUUUAUGAAAGGGUAUGUUCUUUAACUGUUAACACUCCAGAAGAGCCUUGAUAAUGUAUGCAUCUUUUCUCAGGUGAAGAGAAUUUUAUUUUCUUUCUUGCCAGCAGCCCCAGAGACAACCUGAAACCUCAUUUUAAUGUCUGCUUUCUUCUCUCACAUUGCAUCUUGAGAUUGUGAUCAGAUGCAGACUCCAUCUGUCAUCCAACUUUUCCCUUCUCCGCCUCCCCCCUUGCUCUGUUUGCCAUCUAGCCUAAUAUAGAGUUCCUGCCUUCUAAUUUGUGGCAUUUGGGUUGACCUAAUAAAGGUAUUGCCCAAAUACAGACUUUGGAGUUUUUUUCCUUGCGGCCCAACUUCUCCUUUUGCGUACCUUUUUUCAUGUCACGUAUUUACACAAUGCAAAGACCACGCUGUUUUAGCCUCCUGUUUAGCCUCCAGUUUUUGUAAUGCAAAUAUAAAAAUGAUCUGUAGAUGAAGGGAGCCAUUUGUCUGUCUCUGGGCAUAAGUGAGUUAGAAUAGGACUCUUAGAACAGGCUUCCUCAACCUCAGCCCUCCAGAUGUUUUUGGCCUACAACUCCCAUGAUCCCUAGCUAGCACGACCAGUGGUCAGGUAUGAUGGGAAUUGUAGUCUCAAAACAUCUGGAGGGACGAGGUUGAGGAAGCCUGUCUUAGAAUGCAAUUGGAGCUCUCUGAACACAGAGCUCUGGGUCAAUUAGCGGAAGAGGCUGCUUUACUUCUCAGUAGCUCAUUACAGUUUCUUGACAACUUGUAUUGACUCAAUUGGACAUGCACGUCAAUGCAUGAUAGGGAACGGAAGUCUCCCUUGUACACAAAACAAUAAACAAUAGAAAUUAGCACAAUAAACCACAGAUUUCAGUCCACCCAGAGAGGACACUUUCCACAUUAUAACUCAUCCGGAAGAGCAAGUACAGCCCAGUUUUGCAAAAGAAUGGGAGGAAUUAUGUGUCCUGCGCUCUCUUUACAAGUUAAAUACAGCUAAGCUGCAGAAUUUAGCAUAAAUAAAUAAAUCAUUAGCUAUUAAUUUUUUAAUGGGAGGAAUUAUGUGUCCUGCACUCUCUUUACAAGUUAAAUGCAGCUAAGCUGCAGAAUUUACCAUAAAUAAAUAAUUAGCUAUUAAUAUUUUUUUUACCGAACUUAAUCUAAAGAUCACAGGAUGAUUUACAAUAUAAAAACAAAAAACUACAUACCUAGAACAUAAAUAAGAACAAUAACACCCCACCUACAUGCACAGUUUAAAAGGCCAUAGAUUGCUUAAUUAGCCAAAGGCCUGGGAGUGGAGGGUUGUUUUUGCCUGGAACCUGAAGAUAGGUAAUGAAGGCGGCAGGUGAGCCUCCCUGGGGAGAACAUUCCACAAGAGGGGAGCCACCACAGAAAAGGCCUGUUCUCAUAUUGCUGCCCUCCAGACCUUUUGCAGAGGAGACACACAAAGAAGGCCCUCAGGUGAUGAUCACAUAGGCAUGUCCUCUUGUUUUAGAAAAGUUUUUAAAAAGUUAAGAAUGUAACCAGUCUAGAGAUAACACCAGUAUGACUUCAAACGUUGUGGAACGGUUAUUGGCUGGAGCUGAGGAUUCUGGUAUUAAUACAAAUAUAUGUAGUUUUUGAAUGCUUUCUAUCAUUUGAUUACACUGCUCUGAUAUGAGAUGUCCGGUGCCAAUCUAUUAUGACGCACUGCUGAUGUCAUGUAAGCAGAUUCUGUAUUAUGACAUCCUGGCAGUAAUCAUUGCAGCAUCAGAAGUGUUUCAAGAGUUGAACAGCAGGAAAGAGGAUUUCUCCAUACAAUUAGACUUGAUAUAGAUCAAUGUGAUGAAACAUCCCAGGUUUCAGGAAUUUGCUGGCAGAAAAUAGGUGAGUGCUGUAGGCAGAAAUUAGAGAGAUGAAUUUAAACUUUAAGGGGCAGCAUCAAAGAGAGGUUACUUUAAUGAGCAAUAUGUUAAACAUGACUUGGAAUAUGUAACUAAACAUUUCUGUAGUCAAAAUCAAUCUACAUUUAUUUUGUACAGCACCUAGCACAUAGUUUCAUCCUAAUCCUGGAAACAGUGUGGGUGCUGCCAUAGACUACCUAUUUAAUAAAAAUAUGUAUACAUAUGUUAUAUGUAAGCUCUGGUUUUAAGCCAGGAUUGUCUCCAGAAGGAUUUUGCAAUCCAUGGAUAGGUGCAAUAGUCUAAGGAUAUGUGAAGUUGUUCAUGGUAGUCUGAUGUCAUAGUCUUGGUUCCAGUGUCUUACCUGCAGAAGCGGGUUGGGCAGGAAGAACUGUAGAUUGGUUUUGGCUUAUAGAUUGGUAGAUUGUCUUAUAGUUGAGAUACAUAGAUGUAUUUAUCCUGGGUGGGCAUAGCUAAUAUCCAUGGCAUCAAUUGCCAUUUUUUAGCUUUCCAAUACAAUUUGUAAGAUAUCUUUGUUUUGAUUAUCUCACAAUUGUACUUUUUUUUGGGGGGGGGGAAUUAUAUACAUAAAAUAUAUUUGAUAGUGAAGUCCCUUUUAAGUUCAACAUGAUCACCCUGAUAAAGUUUUAACUGAUUACAUUAAGUACUGUAUAUCCCAAACUGCCAAACCAACUGGUAUUGGUUUACAAAUACCACCCAAAAUAUUUUCUCAUUUGUGACCAUUUUGCGAAAGUUGCCAAAGAACAUGCCUGGGGCUUGAUUCCUUGGUGCACCUGAAUCAGACGGUCUUGAAUACCGCUCUUAAGCUCUGUGCUGAUGUUCAUGCAGAUUAUUUGUUGCUGGACUCGUCUCCUUUAUCCCUAACCACCAUCCCUGGUAAGGGAUGAUGAGAGCUAUAGCCAAAAAAUAUCUGGAGGACCACAGGUUCCUUAUCCCUGUUCCAGAUUGUUAACUUCUACCCAUGGUGAAAGGAGAAAACCUGGUGCCAGGUAACAAAUCAACAAUCCCUUAAUCAGGGCUUUUUUCAGCCGGAACUCACUGGAACUUAGUUCCGGCACCUCUCAGGUGGACUCCAUAGCCAUUCUAAGAGGAGGAGGAAAGUGUUCAUGAUGAAUUCCAGCACCUCUUUUUCUAGAAAAUGAGCACUUCUCUUAAUGAAUCUAUAGUAAUUGUGGUGAUAGAAGCACAUUUUUUGGCUAUAUGAAAGCACUCCUAUCUUAUUUGUAAGAGGGGGGCCAGAAGUGGAAAACUCCCUUCUUGUGCCUUAGGACAUUUGUUUUACCUUUGUUUAUGAUGGCAUUGCUUAUGAAGCAGAAGCCAGGUGUUCACAAUAUGCACAUUUUUAACUGUUCUCAGUGAGGUGUAGGAAAGAUUAGUCUUGCACAACUUCACUGUAUAUUAUAUCUAGCAACAAUCAUUUUAAUCUGCUAAUCUAGGAGUUUUAAGAUUUCACUUCAUUUCCUAAGGUGACCUUGUGUUUCAGUAUUAAACAAUACAUUUUUAACUGUCCUCCAUAGGGACUGUAUGAUAGAGCAAGACUGGGGUGCUUUAUCCAUUGCAGAGAACUAAAGCACUCUAAUUUAGAAGAAAUUAUCUAUGUAGAAGCUUCAAGCAAUGAAGGGUUGAGAUGUGUAAGUGACUCUUUAAUAUGCAAUAUUUAAUAGCUGUUUUGCCACAUUCCAAUAUGUAAAGCAUUAGAACAGAGCAUGUAAAGGUUGUCACUGGCUAAAUAGCCACACAACUGGCCCUCUGUGCACAAAGGUUCUUUGGACUUGUGUGUUUCAUCCACAUCUUUUUGUUGGCCAAGUCACAAACUAUCAUGCAGGCAUAAUGUAAUCUUUUGAUGUAAUUUCACUUACCUUACCUAGCACUCCACUGCCAGAUACAAAACAGUUUUCUGUGAGUAGAAGGGCACCUUCGAAUCAAACCUGUCAUAUUUAACUGAAGUACAGGUGGAAUACUGGUAACUUAGAAUUGUAUACUAAUAUAUUGGGAGAAACCGAGCACAUAGAAGAGUAACACUUUUAAUUGAGUUUAAUUUCGCACUGGCAUGAAAUUCAGUACUAAGUAGUGUGAGAGCACCUUUUAUUAAUUUUGGGAAAACUCUUUUACCAGUUUUUGUGAUUUUGCUGGAAAUAAAUCAUUCCCUUUCUUCACUGUAUGCAUCUCAUGACACUGUUCCCCUAGCUGCAACUCUUCUGCCAGUUCUUGGUAUUUCGCCCCAAGUGAAGAUGGGUAUUAGGAUGGAACAACUAGCUCUCUUCUCCAUAUGCAUUGGCUUUUCCUUUUAGCUUUAUUUCUGAAUCCUGGCUUAUAAUUACUUAUCAACCUAGCAGUUUGAAAGCAUGCCAGUGCAAGUAGAUAAAUAGGUCCCGCUGUGGCGGGAAGGUAAACGGUGUCUCCGUGUGCUCUGGUUUCCGUCAUGGUGUUCGUUGCGCCAGAAGCAGUUUAGUCAUGCUGGCCACAUGACCAAGAAAGCUGUCCGUGGACAAAUGCCAGCUUGGCCUGAAGCAAGACGAGUGCCACACCCCAGAGUAGACAUAACCAUCCAGGGAUCAAUUACCUUUACUUUUUUUACCUUAUCAUCAUCAUCAUCAUCAUCAUCAUCAUCAUCAUUUAUUAUGUUUCUGUUCCACCUUUCCUCUCAACAUAGCCCAGGGGUGGCAAUCAACUAAGCAGCAAAACAGCGCAACAUAAAAUAAAUUAUAUUUACAACCUCUAAAAACAUUGAGAAUAGCCAAAUGUUUUGUUAAAUAGUUGCAUACCCCUACAGCUAAAAUGUCUCUCUCUUUCCACAAACUGAGUAGCCCUUUCCCAAAACAUAUUUUCCUAGUUACUGUUUGCAGUUUAUCAUACUGCUUAUUAUUUCAGUCUUGGUCACCCAGUGUAAGGUUUUGGAGAGUCAUGUAGAAACUUAACUAAGAGUAAUGGAGGUCCCUAUCCAUGCAGAGUUUCUGAACACACCAUUCAACACACCAUAUGUUCCCUUGAUUUCUGUAGGUUUUGAACCUAAUUAAGAUUUAAAAUUUAUGUACCACCUUCUGUCUGCUUUUACUCUUGCCAUUUAAGUCCCUAAAGACAAAUCAAACUUGUUCAAUAAUUUCAGGCUCUCUAACAUCACUGUGGGUUUUUGUUACACUUACAAGGGAGUUGCCUUCCCAAGACACACAGCUUAAGGCUAUCAUCAGUUGCACACUUGUCUGCUUUGCUGCAAAUUUUAAAUUCCAGUCCAUGGUUUACUUUUGAUAAACUAAACAGCAAAAUGUUACUGGUAGAAGAUAUGUAUCCGUGCCAGAGGCCUUUGAAAUAAACUCUGCCUACUGUAAACAGAUUAGUUGAGCAGUCCCAUAUCCAUUCAGCAGAAAGCAACAGUUUCCUUUCUUCAUAUGUGGUAGAAUCAUAGAUUAGAAGUAGGCAAGAUACUUCCUUGAAGAUGACCUAAGCAUUCCUGAAAUCAUCAGUAGUCAAGGCUUUUGCUCAGAGACGGUAUACUUCCUACAGUGCUAGAAGUUGAAUCAUGGAAAUGAAAUCCCACAAUCCCUAGAAUGAAAAAUGCAAGGCAAAUGUUGAUAAAUGUUUGUUUAAAUAUUGUGUGCUAUUUGUAGACCCUUUGCCAUGUCACUUUGGGUUGCUUAACCACACCUCUGUGCCUAACUCAAUAGCACACAAGGUCGAAGAACAAAGUAUCUGGUGUUUGAAACUCUAAAAAAUACUGUCCUUGGCUAAUGCUCAUGUUUCUUUCAGCAGUGUACAUAUUGCCAAUGAUGAGAAAUGUAAGUUGAUAUAGUGUGGUUCUCCUAGUAUGGAGAGACUCUUCCACAGCAACUGCCAGUAUAGGACAUCUUAACUCAGGGAUCACCAAUGUGGUACUUGUGGGUAGACUACAUGUGACUACUCUGUCUUAACUUCAUGUACAUUUUCAAAAUUAUCCAUAUUAUUAGCUCAUCAUGUAUUUCUAGAUGUGGCCAAGUGCUCACAUUGCCCAGUCCUAGCUCAUGUUUAAGAAUUAUAAUGCACAUCAUAGACCCAGCUUCACAUAUGUGUUGGAUUCCUCCUUAAGUAUACUUCUGUGCUAUGUCAUGACUUUUUAUGGUUUCCAUGCAUUCUGUUUCUUUUGUUUGGAAACAAAUGAGAGUUGGUGUGCCUCUUACACUUGGAGCCUAAUAUUGCAACCUUAUGCACAAUUUUCUAAAACUAAGUGCCAUUGAACACACUGGGAUAAAUAACAUUGCAAAAGGGUGCACUGCAAAUAUCCUUCGGUGCCAUGGUAGCAGCAGUAUUGUGUUCUCUCUAGGCUAGCCUUUCCCAAUCUGGUGCCCUCUGAGUGCUUGGGCUAUAACUCUCAGCAACACAAGCCAGCAUAGUCAAUGGUUUGGAGCAUUAUGGGAGUCAUAGUGCAGCAACACCCACAGGACACCAGGCUGAAAAAAGCUUCUGUAAGCUUUUGCUACGUAUGCAUGUGUUGCCAUUUAAAAGCUAUAGGCUGAAAAUGAGGUAACCCCCUCACUUAAGUUAGCUGGUUAAACCCAAACUCAGAUAUUUCUGGAUUUCAAGUGAAGAUAUACAACCCCCUCCAUCUAUGUUGGCUUCUCAAAGGUUUAUUUGUUUUUAAAGCUUUUCUGCAGCUGGAGAAAAAAGAACAACAGAAGCUGGUCUUGGAUCAGUCCUCUAUAGGGUCAAGGAAAAACUACUCUUUCACAAAUGAGGAAGUUCGACAAAUUGAUCGGGAGAACCAAAGGCUCUUAAAGGAAUUGACAAAGCACUCUGCAAAGCCCAGGAGCAAAAGUGCCUCGCUGAAGAAGCCUCCAGGCCCAGCACCCAAGAUGUACCACAGUGCCAUCAACAGGCAGAGAGAGCAGCAAAGGAUUGACAGAGAGAAUCUGGUUAGUUGAAGUUCUUUCGUUUAUUAAGCGGAGUUUUGUACCUACUAAGUGCAUCUAUUACAACCUUUAAUAAGUCAUUGAGCAGUGUCAUUGUACUAUUGCUAUGAUUUGGAGAGAUGCGUCAUUGUAACACCCGCCACAUUCUGUCCAUGUUCAACCUAGGAGGAAAGAGGGGGAAACCAGCCAACCAGAAAAUAAAAAGCAGUAUAAAAAUGGCAUGCCCCCAGCAUCCCUUGAAACACAACCGCACCCCACCAUUGUGUGAACUAUGAAGUCCACAUACCACCCACACAGAGAAGGAACCAGUGAACCCCCAGCCCCCAACUGCAGUACACACUACCAUGUUGCAGCACACCAGUCUUAUCUGCUGCAGUGCCAUAGUCACAUCUCCCUCCUCAUUGACCCUGUUCCAUGCCCUUCUUUCCCCUGGCUGGAAUGUGUUCCUAAAUUUUGAUAAUGCUUCUUGGGCUGCGUACACACUGUACCUUUAAAGCACAUUCUUUCCCUCAAAGAAUUCUGGGCACUGUAGUUUCUUAAGGGUUGUUGGGAACUGUAACACAGUGAGGGGUAAAUGGCGCCCAGAAUUCUUUGAGGGAAAUAAUGUGCUUCAUAUACACUUUAAAGGAAUAGUGUGCAUGCUGCCUUAUUUGUCUGGAUGCACAGUUGUGUGUAAACCUUUUGACUCUUUUGCAUGGCUGAAAUGCGGCCUACUAUGUACAAGGGCUACACACCUCCGAUAAGGAGUGGGUUGGAGGGAUCCCUAUCUACCACUCCCUCGGAAAAAAGAAAGUUAACUUGAGGAGUUCUUGAACUGUCAUCUUGGUAGCAAGGAAGAAGAAAAACAAAUUAUGUAGUACCAAGAGAGUACAUUAAUAGUGUGUCAAAAGCACGAAGAAUGUAGCCCAUAACAUAAAAUGAAAUGGAAAUAAUUGAGGCGAUAGCUAGCAGUCAGUUUCAUUAUCUGUAUCUUUGCUUGUUCCAUUACCAUUGAACCAUUGUUGUAACCAUAGUAACACAUAUUGAGGCAAAUGGAAACUCGCAUUUCCAUGUAAUAGGUCUUUAUCUAGAGCUGAUCAAAUAGUAAUAUAAUGUAAUUUUGCAAAGUAUUAUUACAUGCAGGAACAGAGAGAGUUUGAUUCAUGCUCUGUCUGCUUUUUGCAUAAGAAUUCUGAUCUCUGCUAAGGGUUUAUGAAUCCUAAAUUUGCAGUAAAUUAUAUAAUGUACUCUGUCUCUCCAAUACUCAGGAUUUUAUUUUUAAAAUUCCUAUACUAAGAAGUCUAAGCACUUGAUGCCUUUCCUUGUGUAUCCCCACCCUGCAAUCCCAUUCCUCUGUUGGUCUCUUUCUGAACCUUCACAGGUUCAAUUAUAUUCUUUUGAGGUGCAGCAACCACAAAUGCAUACAAAUAUUCUGGAUGUAAAUUCAUCGCAGAAUGGUUUGGUGACAUUAUGAUACUGUGAUUCCCCCACACACCCUCUUAACACAUCUGCAGUUGCAUUAUUCUUCAUAGUAUCAGAUAUAUUGACAUAUACACAUACUUGGUGAAUUUUGUGCUGUGAGAUUAAUCCAUUUACAUUUUCUUCAUCAGGGCUUAAAUUCUCAGCUAAGAGCUAUAGACAGAAAUAUCUGUCCAUGUUUUCACCAAGAGGCAAAUGUAUUUGUUCUUUGCUUGUUGGUUCUUUUGAUAUACUGUAAUUGCAUUGAGCUCAUAUUUCCCAGUUUUAGCAACCACAUCCCUCGUGCUCUAAAUGAAAUAGAUUGACCACACUUGUUCCGAAAACUAGUGAUCUUUCAGAAGAUUGAUCUAAAAGGUUCUUUUUUGGUGAACUCUAACUACCGAGUGUUCAAUUUCUGUUUUGGUUAUUUAGCAUUUCAUUAUAAUUACCCAAGUUGCAUUUAUACUUCAUUUAGUUAUUGGUACAUGGUUAUCUUGUCUUUAGUCAUUGGUCCCAUUCUAAAGUCAAUUAUCCUUUUAAAUCUUUUUUCCUUCGUAUCAUAUUUUUCUAUAUGCAUUCCUACGUAGGGGAGCAGAUCUUCCAUGUUGUUUUCUGCUACCCUUCCUAGAUAGAAACACAUUUACAGGUUAAAGCAAAGUUUAUAGCUUAUUUUGAAGUUUUCAUUUUUCCUCACUUGGCAGGUGUCCUUUCAAUGUGACUGUUCAGCAUCAAUGUAAUUUGCUGGCCUUGUUCAGAUAUAACACUAAGCCAUGGUUUAGUGUUAUGAUAACAGCCCACAGAAUGCCUCAGGCCUGCAUCCUUCUCUCAUUGGAGCCAUGAGGAGAGGUUGGGAAGCUUUCACUUCCAUUUUAGAUUAACUGCAAUUUGUCAUGUCAUCCAAACUCUGACAAACUAAUUAAUUUUAAUGAUGAGGUUUUUUUCUGAAACAAGCCAAAUAGUGGUUGAUGAAGCUAGCCUGUUUCAGUUAAUCAUAAGGAAGAUUAACCACAGUUUAGUGAUCAGGCGAUGAGCUAAACUGCAGUUAAUUUAAAGUGGAAGUGAAAGCUUCUGACUAUGCCAUAAGGAGGAACCCAACAAUCUCAAAAGUCAUUGGGGCUUGCUCUUGUAAUGCUAACCUAUGGUUUAGACUGAGUUAUAUCUGAAAACAGCCUUUCUGACAAUUGAUACGUAAAGCCUCAGGACACUCUUUCCUGACCAUUAUGAAAUAACUAGUUAUAUAUAAUAUACCUUAUAGCAUAAUUUUUGUAUGAGUAAAAUUUCCACUUUCAUUUUAAAGUAACCUUUUAUUUUUACAUUCCCCACUGCUCUAGAUUAUAGUCAAAGCCCUUUCUUUGCCAUUUCUCUCUAUUUCCCCCUUAAUACAUUGUUAAAGUAAGUAUUUGUUCAGUUAGUGCAAGAACAUUUUCCUGCACUCUCCCCAAGCACCACAUCGAUAGCAAUGUGUGAUGGGAUGAUGAGCUGCUUGUGCGUAAAAUCGUAUCCCCUCAGAGUUUGUUCAAGUCCACAAACCUCUGUCUGUGACGGAGCCCCUCAGACAUGGCUCCUCUAGUCACUAGCAGAUUCCGACAGUGGUUGCUUUCGUAAUCGCUUCCAACAUAAAAGCUCCUUAACGGAAACACGUCUUCUGGACCCUCUGCGUGUCAGUUUCCGGCGAGGAGUGGGUGUCCCUACAGGAGGUCCUGAAACCUCCCCACUGUUUUCGCUGGAAGUGUCUCUGAGCCAUCCCUCCAGCUCACUUUCCCUCCGCUCAGCUCCUCUCCCCCUACUGGUUCCCUCUUCAGCUGCUGAGUCUCUCCCAACCUGUGUGAGCCCUUUCACCUCCCUUCCGUCUUCAGCUGCUGAGUCUCUCCCAACCUGUGUGAGCCCUUUCACCUCCCUUCCGUCCGAUGGCAGUUCCCUGACAUCCACCUCCCCUCCAGGGCCCCCUUCACCCCCUCUCGCCCCCUCCUCUACGGGCGGUGAGGAGGCAAAACACCGGAAUGAACUUCCUUCAUCUUCCGAUGUCUCGAACACUUCUCUCCACCUGUUGCGGUUCCUGGUCUCGAAGUACUCCUCCUCCUCAGAGUCCAUCUCCCCUCCCCUUCCGAGUCCGGGAAGCCUUCCAACUCCUCCUCCUCAUCAGUGGUCCCAAAGUAUUCCCUCCGGAACCUCUCCACAGGCUGAGGUUUCCUUGGGAACCUUUGAUGGAACGUUUCUAUCAAUACCUCGUCAUUGAUAUCUUCGGCCAUUACCCAAGUGUUUUCUGACUCCGGUUCUCCUUCCCACGCUACCAAAUACUCCACCUGAUUCCCCUUCCACCUGGCGUCGAGGAUUUCUGCCACAUGGCUGCUGCAUUCUCUUUCUUCUAUGACCGGUCCCCGAGUGGCCAUCCCUUCUCGUCCCCCUUCGUACGGUGACAGUAACGACCUGUGAAAUACUGGGUGCAGUUUCAUGUGGUUGGGUAACCGGAGCCUGAAAGCCACUGGGUUGACCUGUUGAAUGACCUCAAAGGGACCCAACCUCCUGGGUCUUAAUUUCUUACAACCUCCUUUGAACGGCAACCCUUGGGUUGACAGCCACACCCUAUCUCCCACCCUUAUGGUUUCACCUUCCCUUCGGUUCUUGUCUGCUUGCCUCUUGUAUUCUUCCUUCGCCCUUUCUAAGUUGAGUUGGAGCUGACAAUGGAUUGCUUCCAUUUCUUCUACAAAAUGCUCGGCUGCCGGGACGCUCCAUCUCUCCCCAUCUCCCCUGGGAAAGCCCUGGGAUGACACCCAUAAUUAGCCAAGAAGGGGCUCAUCCCUGUGGACACAUUCUCGGCAUUGUUGUAGGCAAAUUCCGCCAGCGCCAACUUUUCUACCCAGUCAUUCUCUCUGUCAUUGACAUAACACCUCAGGUAUUGCUGGAGGACACCGUUUGCUCUUUCCGCCUGCCCGUUGGUUUCAGGGUGCCGGGCAGUCGAAAAAUUGACCUCCACCUGCAGUAAGCUCAUGAGCUUCCUCCAGAACCUGGAAGUAAAUUGUUUUCCUCGGUCUGAGACCACUCUCAAUGGCACCCCGUGCAACCUAAAAAUGUGUUCUACAAAUAACUUCGCUGUCUCUUCCGCCGUGACUGCAUGCGAGCAAGCUACAAAGUGGCACAUCUUUGUUAGUAGGUCCACCACCACCAUGAUGGCUGUUUUCCCUUUGGACUUCGGCAGAUCAGUCAUAAAAUCUAUCGACACUGCCUCCCAAGGUCGUUCUGGGGUUGGUAAGGGUUCUAAUAGCCCCGCCGGCGCCCGCCUUUCCCCUUUGGCUCGCUGGCAUUGCUCGCACCCUCUUACAUACUCACGUACAUCUUCCCUCACCUUGGGCCACCAAAAUUCCCUGGUGACCAACCACAUGGUUUUGUGUUGUCCAAAAUGCCCCGCCGUAGGGCUGUCGUGCAACUGCUUGAGUACCCUCCCCCUUAAGUCUCCUUCAGGGAUAUACAGUGCCCCUUUGUAAUACAGAGCUCCAUUUCUUUCCUCGAACCCCCCUGGUUCCUCUCCCUCACCCCUAAGACCUCUGAGCUUAUUCUGGGCGUAUUCAUCAUUCUCUGUUUCCUCUACCAGUUCUCUUUGUCCCACCAAUGCCGCCCCACACACCCAGCGGUCCUCUGGAAUGACAUGUCUCUCUUCGGGUGCUCCCUCCCCUCCAAAUAUUCAGGUUUGCGUGAGAGAGCGUCCGCCCUAAUGUUCUCUGGGCCUGGCACGUAACAAAUCUCAAAGUUAAAUUUGGAGAACUCCUGGGCCCAUCUCACUUGCCGUUGGUUGAGCACUCGUGCCGUCCUCCAAUACUCUAGGUUCUUGUGGUCAGUGCACACUUGCACCUUAUGUUGUGCGCCAAUUAGCAGGUGCCUCCAUCUCCGGAACGCCUCAUGAAUGGCUAGUAGUUCUCGGUCAUACACCGUGUAGUUCCUCUCGGAUUUGUUCAGCUUUCGCGAAAAAAUGGCACACGGUCUCCACUCUGACUCCUCCUUGCCUGGCUGCAGAAGCACCGCCCCAAUCGCUCUGUCUGAUGCGUCAGUUUCCACUCUCAUCGGUUUUUGUAAAUCCACAUGCAGGAGUUGUUGUUCCGAGGCGAAGGCCCUUUUUAGUUCCUCAAAUGCUCGCUCCGCCUCCUCAGUCCAAACGAACUUCUUCUUACUGCUGAGACAGUCCGUAAUGGGCGCCGUCAGGUGGGCAAAGUUUCGGAUGAACUUACGAUAGAAGUUCCCAAAUCCUAGGAACCUCUGCACAUCCUUCCUUGUUUUGGGUGUUUUCCAUUCCAGCACCGCCUGGACCUUGCCGGGAUCCAUGGCCAAUCCCUUGUCUGACAGGCGAUACCCCAGGAAUUCCACCUCCUUGGUAUGAAACUGACACUUCUCCAGUUUCACCCACAGCUGGUUGGCUUGCAGCCUGCUCAACACUUCUCUGACGUCUCUCACAUGCUGCUCCUCAUUCUCAGAAUACACCAACACGUCGUCUAAAAAGGCCACACAAUUCUUGUAAAGCAAAGGCCCCAGGACGUGGUUCAUAAACGAUUGAAAGGUUGCGGAGCCUGCUUGUAGGCCGAAGGGCAUAACCAAAUAUUCAAAUGCCCCUAAAGGGGUGAACAUGGUGGUUUUCCAUUCAUCCCCCUUCCUUAUUCGUACCAGGUUGUACGCCCCCCUUAGGUCCAGCUUUGUGAAAAUCUUUCCCUUCCGCACCCUUGUCAAAAUGUCGUCAAUCCUGGGCAUAGGGAAGGCCACUGGUUCUGACACUGCAUUUAAGGCCCUGAAGUCACACACCAGCCUCGGCUUGUUCGUGUUUUUUUAUCCACAAAAACACUGGGCUGCCCCCACCGCCCUGGACUCUCUGAUGAACCCUCUCUUCAGGUUCUUGUCAAUGAACUCUCUUAGCUCCUGCAUCUCUCUGUCUGACAUGGCGUACAGCUUGCCUACAGGGAGCUGUGCCCCAGGGAGUAAAUUGAUUUGACAGUCAAAGGGUCUAUGCGGGGGUAGUUGGUCAGCUUCCCUUUCGCUGAAGACGUCACGGAGAUCUGCAUAUUGUCGUGGUACCUUCACGUUCUCCGUUACUUCAGUCCCUGCUAGGGUGGCUUGGGCCCCUGCCAAACCCUUUCCCUCUUUGCAGUGUUCUAAGCAAUGUGCUGAACCAAAAGAAACCACUCUCUGAUGCCAGCCCACCAGCGGAUCAUGUAACGCUAGCCAGCUCAUCCCCAAUAUAAUGGGAGCUCCUCCCAAGGUGGCCACAUUAAAAGCUAUCAGUUCGGUGUGCCUUGCUACCUUCAUUAUCAUUGGGACGGUCUGCAAGCUGACUUCUCCUCCCAACAGCUCCCUGCCAUCGAUCGUGGUCACCUGCAGGGGGUUGCUUAAAGGGAUCGUCUGUAUCUGGUGUUCAGCUGCAAACUCUUUGCUCAUGAAAUUGCAGGAGCUGCCUGAGUCCAACAGCGCCUUUAUCUUUAGAGGGUGUCCGUUUGGCAGCUCUAGCGUCACUUCUAUCACUAGGGCGGGUUUAGGAGGUUCUGGCGUGGGCACUCUCACUGCUCUUUGGCCUGGCUGCUGUGCCCCGACAGUGGCAGCCAGGCGUUGGCUUUUACUUGCUCCGGUAUUUCUUCCUCUCUUCCCUCCACAGCUCCUACCAUCCCUUGCCAUUCCUUCCUCUGGGGGCAGACUCUGGCAAAGUGACCUGGCUGUUGGCAGAGAUAGCAUUUCCGGGCGCCUUUUCCCUCCUUCUUUCCCCCUCACUGGGCUUUGAAACUGCGCGCGCGCGCUGUUCCGAUUUCCAUCGGCUCUGCCGGCGGGAAAGUUGGCUCUGGAAUGUCUGGAAUGCGGAACUCCUUCCAACGUUCCCCUUUCCCUUCCCGCCUCUCCAAUGCUCUCGCCUCCUGGCGCGCUCCUAUGGUCAGCGCUGAUUUGGUCAGCUGGUCCAUAGACUCCGCCCUGGGCGCCCGGGAAAGUUCGUCUUUCACAGCCGAAGAAAGCCCUUCUUCAAAGAGCAUUUGAAUGGGUUCCGCCGAUAAGUCCCACCCCAAUCUGUGCACCAGCAUGGUGAACUCAGUCCAGUACUCACGGACAGAUCGGCUCCCCUGUUUGCAAGCCAUUAACUGUCUGCGCACCACUCCCUGUUCAAUAUCGCUGGAAAACAUCAGAUCCAUGGCGCGAAAGAACUUCAUCGUGUCCUUUAGGACGUCACUAUUCGCUGCCAUCAGGGGUCUAACCCAGUCUCUCGCCCCCUUUUCAAGAUGCUCAAUCACGAAAGCCACUCGUGAUUCCUCGUCAGGAAUUCAUCAAACUGCAGAUUGAGGGCAUAUUGCAUCUCUGUCCGAAAGCCAUAAUAGUCUUUGGGCUCCCCCCCAAACUUCUGCACCAAUCCUGGUACCUUUCUGGCGAGCUGGGUGGCUUCCCCUUUUUGUCUGCAUCCUGAGCCCUCCUCUCCUCAAGCCUCGCCGUCUGCAUCGCUAGCUGGACCUCCAACACCCGGUACCUUUCUUCCAGGCUUGGACCCGCUCCAGCUCCUGCUUCUCCGGUUCCGGCUGGGUUGCUCAUGAUGCCUUCUCCUGCACAAGCUGCUUUCAAAGACUGUCGGAAUGCUGUGAUGGGAUGAUGAGCUGCUUGUGCGUAAAAUCGUAUCCCCUCAGAGUUUGUUCAAGUCCACAAACCUCUGUCUGUGACGGAGCCCCUCAGACAUGGCUCCUCUAGUCACUAGCAGAUUCCGACAGUGGUUGCUUUCGUAAUCGCUUCCAACAUAAAAGCUCCUUAACGGAAACACGUCUUCUGGACCCUCUGCGUGUCAGUUUCCGGCGAGGAGUGGGUGUCCCUACAGGAGGUCCUGAAACCUCCCCACUGUUUUCGCUGGAAGUGUCUCUGAGCCAUCCCUCCAGCUCACUUUCCCUCCGCUCAGCUCCUCCCCCCCUACUGGUUCCCUCUUCAGCUGCUGAGUCUCUCCCAACCUGUGUGAGCCCUUUCACCUCCCUUCCGUCUUCAGCUGCUGAGUCUCUCCCAACCUGUGUGAGCCCUUUCACCUCCCUUCCGUCCGAUGGCAGUUCCCUGACACAAUGUAAGUUUAAUUUUUUUUUUAAAUCCUCAGUCUAAAUUGAUUAUCUCCCCUGCCCUUGGUUUUAUGAAGACAACUUUUUAAGCACCUUAAUCCAAAAUUUCCUUUACUAUGCUUCUGUUACUUCUCAGAACCAAAUAUCAGACUGCAAAUUAAUUAAUUAAUUUAUUUUUUGUUGAAUGACAGUGAAACUUGUCCUUAUAUUAAGGAAUAUUUCAGUGCAACUGUUAGUAGUAGCAGUGAUACAGGGUAGUAUUUAGCUAAGUUUACUAAAUAGAAGUAAAAUGCUAACUUGCUAAACUGAGUUGAAAUCCAAUGCAAAUUACCUCUGCAAAUUAACCUUAUUUGUUUAUGGAAAUGUUCCAGUUCAUUUUUUUCUGGAAAGUUCACAACAGCACUUAUUUUUUAUCUGUAUUGGGGAAAAUGAACCAGUGCCAAGUAAUACAGGAUAUUCUGUGUGUUCUGGACAUUUUUAUAUAGACAGCUGUUUAUACUGGACAAAAACCAGUUUCCUGUUUUUCCUGUGACUGUUACAUGUAAACAGAAUUGGCAACGUGAAGUACGUUGCUGCCGCUGAAGAGAAUUUUCUUCUAGAAAAGCAUUUCCUCUUUUUUAUUAUUACAUUUUUAUCUUGCCUUUCCCCCUUCUUCUGUGAGGUAAUCCUGACUGCAAGAUUUUGACUGGCCCAAGAUCACUCAGAUGUCUUUUAGGCAGGGAAGGAAUUUGAACUUAGACUCUCCCUAAUCCAAGGCAGACAUCCUUUCCACAACACCACACUGAAACACAAACACACUAUCUCCUCGCAUACUUGCCCAUACUAAAUAUUUAGAUUUUAUAUGACCCACCAGUGGCAUCAAGCAAAAUGAUUGCAUUGAUGUGUCUGAUAGUUUUGGGUUUUCUGUUAGAGAAGCAGGGAUAAAAACCUGAAAAUGUGGAGUUAAGGUACAAGAUAGAAAUUUUAUUUCUAGUUCAACUAGCUAAAGAAGCUAAAUUUAGAUUUGAAAUGUACUCUUCUGCCUCUGCUGUGAAAAAUAAUUCUGGUUUCUGCUGCAAAUUAAAUUAGAGGAGACAUCAUAUAAACAGAGCCAAACACCUGUCCAACAGUCCAGUGGCCAGUUGUUUCAUAAUUCAUGUGUAGCUGGUAGCUUCAGUGUGUGGUCUCCCUCACAUUUGACUUCCAUUUUGAAUAAAGCACUGUUGGGGGGAGUAAGUUUGAGCUUUUAAAAAACAACCACAUUUAUUUAAGUGCCAAAUAUAAAAAAGAAGGGAAAAACAAAGAAAGAUCAGGGGGCAGGGAGAUGGGGGCAGAGAGUGACAGUACACACUGUCAACACAAAUGAAGAAUAUAAUAGCUAUCAGUACUUCCUUCCAAAACUAAACACAGAAGGCAGUAUAAGCCAUCUAGAUAGGGAUCCUCGUGAAAUUGGUGUUUAUUAAAAAAUAUGUUCAAAUGUAGCAAGGGUGGCGAGGCCCUCAGGCAGUUGCUCAAUGGAUAGUGUGUGUUUAUUCUUUCAAGUUCAAAAUACCUUGGCAACAAGAAGGGCUCACAGCUUCUGCUUUCCUACCAUUAAUCCCCAUGCUUAUAGGAAUAUUGUUUAAGAGUAUCUGAACAUAAAUUACAACAGGAGUGGUAACUGCAGCGAUUAGAUUACUGUUUGGCCCUCGACAGUAAAUGAUACUUAAGCCACAAUACAGAAAACAACAAAAUACACAAUCUGACCCCAUUAGCUGAUCUAAUGUAUAAACCCGACAAUCACUCCAACGUUUGACACUGCCUUUUUGUUGGUGUUUGAAUUAGGUUGGUAGGAAACAUAAUGCGCUACUUUACCAUUUAACUGUUAUAUCAACAACAUGGCUUGGUUUAGUUUUUAAAAGUAAGCUUUUCUGCUGCCCAUCAUUCCCUAACACAAAUUACCGGUAUAUCAUAGCAAAGAAAUGGUAUUCAGCUUUAACUAGUUAUGAUAACUGCUAUGGGUUUUCUCUAAACAAAAAGUAAUAUUUUUAACAAAUUAAAUUUAAGGCUUUUUUGAAGAGGCUUGAAGCAGUGAAACCGACGGCUGGUAUGAGGCGUUCUGAACAGCUCAUGGACUAUCAGCGGCAGAUGAGUUACCUCAGUUCUGCUCCCUCUCCAAGGCGAGGGAAGUCUGCCUUAAGCCACCACAGCCCUUCUCGUAAGCAGAGUUUGCGCUUUUCAUUAUGUAUUUUUUGUAAUAGUGAAUCAUGCUUUCAAGUAUACAUGCAUAAUCCUGGAUGUCUUCAUCCCCCAGUCUCAACAUGAUUCAAAUGUGUGAAAAGAAAAGAAAAUUACUAAAGCCCAGUAUUUAGUCCUAUAUGCAGCCUGCAUUGCUCUGUGUGUGUCGCCCUUCAUGUCCAGCUAUGCAUUGAGAGUUAUAUGGCGAGAUGAACAAGUCCCAUUCUCAGAUUUUUCUUGCAAACAAAAUGUUUUGGGCAACAUGACUACCAAAUUACAGCCUUCUAGCAGAUGUUGAUUAUUUGUAGAGUUUACUGUACUGCAUUACUGUUCAGCAUCUUCUAGUCCCCUGGAGUGUUUUGGGUUAGGGUUACUUGUGCACUAAAUUUCAGAUUAUUAUUUUUUUGUGUUAAUAUUUUAUGGAAAAGUUUUCCAUUAUAAAGAAAUAAAGUGACACCAAAAAAAAGAGAAGAAGAAAACAAAAAGAAAAAAACAAUAUAUGAAUAUUUACGGAGUGGAAAAUCAGAUUUCUUGAUUCUGUGGGGGUACAUUUCAAGAGCGAAAUACACGUUACGGGUUGGAGCCAAGUGUUGCUCCAAAUGUCCUAGAUUCUCAGAAGUGUCUUUUUGAGGGUUCAGAAGACAGCAGCAGAAAGCAGGCAUGGAGAAAGCCCCUUCCCAUGAGCUGAGCCCCAUUUGCAAUUGUUAAGACCCUAACCCAAUAUUUCUGAUCACAAAACGUGGAGUUGCUUGCAUAGAUUUUAAAUGGCUUUGUUUUUCAAAAUGGCAGAGUUAUGCAAGCACCUUAACACUGUCCUCCCUUUUCUGUGUCCUUCCCCACAGGAGGUGCUUCGCGAGCAUCCAGCCACAGUGCAUCUAGUACCGUGAGUCGGAGAAGUGAAAGACCCGUUUAUGACUCAUCCAGUGGUGCCCUGCAGCGAUUGAAACCCACUAGUAUUCGUACUGCCUGGCUCUAA
Messenger RNA from Podarcis lilfordi (Lilford's wall lizard), 28407 nucleotides. Lineage: Eukaryota; Metazoa; Chordata; Lepidosauria; Squamata; Lacertidae. The record is from the annotation of a GenBank genome assembly.